Naegleria gruberi is the source of this 1113-nucleotide messenger RNA. RefSeq lists its product as uncharacterized. Bases 1 to 1113 code for a protein of 370 amino acids. NCBI's taxonomy places the organism in Eukaryota, Heterolobosea, Eutetramitea, Acrasida, Naegleriidae. The record is from RefSeq and is a predicted model, not a curated record. The transcript has 2 exons.
AUGUCCUCAAGAACAUCUUCGUCUUACUCGUUAUCUUCGUCGGGAGGGAACCUUAGUGGACAGCAAAGAACUACCAUCGGUAGUAUUCUCUCUGCAGCAACGGCUUUAGGGAAUAAUAACGGCUCAUCAGGUGAUUCAAAGAAGAAAUUUAUAUCAAAAUAUCAACAUACCAGACAUAAUAUAAAGGAAACAAACAAACAGAAUAAUUUGGAAGAGUUGCAGAAAAAGAAAAUGUCUUUGGAGGUUUUACAGAGUGGGUUUAAGAAAAUGUCAAAUAUGAAAUCAAACAUGUACAAUCAAAUGGUACAUGAAUUGGAUGAGGAUGAUUUGUAUUCAACUUACAAACCACAAGUUCCGACAAAGCAACCUCCUUCUCUUCCUACCUCCAGCAACAAUUCCUCUAAUUCCAGUCCUCAAAAACCAAAUAAUAGGGAAAGAUCAAGAAAAUUUUUAGAGAGCUUGGAAAUUUUGAAAAACAAGCUUCCAAAUAAUGCCAAGCAGCAGACAGCUCAAAGUCCAGCAACAAAUUUAUCUAAUAUUUCUAACAUUUCCGAUGGUGAAGAGGAUGAGUAUGAGCAUAUGGAACCCUUGGAUAAUUCUCACAAUGGAUCAUCCUCAGAUUUCGAUGAAGAUGAUGCUGAUUUGGAAAAGGAGUUGGAACAAGAAAUUGCAAGUCUUGAUGAACAAAUUUAUGGAGCUGGUAUUGAUUUAAGAGGUAGUAACUCAUUCUCCAAACACAUUGAUAAUUCAUACAACUCUUUCAAUUUUGAUGAGCCAGAAAGACAAGUAAACUUAAUCCCAGAAAAAACAAUCACAAUUACUCCUCACAAAGAACUUGACAACUCCUUAUCAAAGGAUGAAAUAGAACUCUCCAAAUUAGACCGUUUAAAGGAAUUGAUUGAAUAUAGGAAAGAGCUGGAUAGAAGAGAGGCCUUGAUAGACAAGCUAGUUUUUGGUUUGAAAAAAGAAACACAAAUACAUCAGUAUAAACUGAGAGAGAUGGAGAAGUUUUGUAAAGAAUUCUCAUGGUCUGACGACAACAUUUUGGAAGACAUUAAGAAGAACUUGUUUAAUGAAAAUGAUACAAUUUCUCUGGGAACAGACGAGGAUUAA